This is a messenger RNA of Cuscuta europaea, 2130 nucleotides long. The record is from the annotation of a GenBank genome assembly. Lineage: Eukaryota; Viridiplantae; Streptophyta; Magnoliopsida; Solanales; Convolvulaceae.
GCCCUAUUGUCUUAUUUCUCGCGUACUUUGCACUUAUCUCACUGUACAGUAGUACGGAAUUUUAAUUGCCGGCUAGUCUCACUGUCUCAGGCUCUCAGCCUCCAUGCUCGAGCUUCUGCACGAGUGCACGGGAAGGCAUACAGUAGUACGGAAUAUUUAAUAUUUUAAUUAUAGCUUUUUUUCUCGACUACAUCUUUUCUCUUUGCCACUGCUAGGUUUUUUUUAGAUGCCCAUACCGAAAUUCGUCGUUAUACAAGUCUUCUCUGAAAUUUGCAUUUCUGCGUUUUGAUGAUGGCCAUAUUUAAAAGGUUUUGGUAAACAUCUUCUAGCAGUAUGGAUAAUAACUCAGAAGGGGCCAUAGACAGUGUAGAGGGAAAACCUUGUAGAAGAAAAAGAAGCAAUCUAUAUCGCCGUCCUCAAAAUGAGUCUCAUUCACCUCCAGAUGUCUAUGCUAGCACUUCUAUGUCAUCUAUGCUGCCCUCAACUAGUCAGAGCAAAGCAUCAAGUGGUGACAACUUUGAUGCUAUUUCAGGGUUAACAUACUCUAACCUCGAUGAAACUGAAUAUUACCAGAAUGCUGGUGGCAAAAAAACCCAUCAAUUUCAUUCCAUAAGUGAUGUCUAUCCCAGCAUAGGAAUUAAAGAUAAUUUAGCAGCUGCUACUGUGAGCAAUUUGGAAACAUUUGGAAAGAUAGGAAGUGAUUUCCAAUCUGGACAAUCAGGAGCAUUGUUGCACGGAGUUGAAAGUCAAGUCAAGAAAGUAAAACUUAAGGUUGGCGGUGUUACUAGGACUAUACAUACAAGUUCUGGUUCUGGGCAUUUGUUGGCUAAGUCAUCUUCCUCAUCAAGUGUUGCUCACCAACAUCAAAAGGAUAGUUCAGACAAGGGAAAUGUCUUGCAAGGUGUUCCGUGGAAGGACUUCUCCAAGAGUGGAUUUAUUUUUGGGAGAUCUUCAGGGGAUAGCCCUCUCAAGCAAACUGCUAAAUACAACCCAGCACAUAAGAGCAAACAUUUCUCUAAAACAUCCAAAUCAGGCGAAUUCAACACUGAGUAUGACGAUGAUGAUGAUGAGGAGAUUCGUUUUCUUGAAAAACUAAAGACCUCUAAAUUUGCUACACGUCAUGGCGGAGCAUAUGAUGAAGAUGAAGGAGGAAUUAAGAAGCUGCGGAAGAUUUCAAGAGUCUUUAAUCAGACUGGCAACAUUUAUGAUGUAAAAUCACGGGAUUACAACCCCAUCAAAACAUCUCAAGAGAGUAGUAUGUUCAAAUCAGUUGGAGAAUUUGGGGAUAAUGAUUAUGUAGAAGAGGACGAGGAGUCAUUAUCUGAUCAUGAGUUAAGACCUAAGAUGAAACAAUGCAAGGAUUUAGGUCAAAUAUCAGGGAGUGCUAGGAAUGAAAUGGCUAUGACUACACGAAAGCGUGCCCAACAAACUGGCAAGGAAGUAUCAUCCAUUUCCAGUAUAAGUGCAGUUGAAUUCCCUCAGGGACUACCACCUCAUCCUAAAAAGCAAAAGGAGAAACUCUCCGCAGUUGAACAACAACUGAAAAAAGAUGAAGCUGCUCAGAGGCGCAGGAUGCAAGCUGAAAAAGCUGCCCGAGAAUCUGAGGCUGAGGCAAUUAGGAAAAUCUUGGGUCAAGAUUCUAGCAGAAAGAAGCGAGAAGAUAAACUAAAAAAGAAACAAGAGUCAGCACAGGAGAGGAAAACAAAAGCAGCAGCUCAUCCAUCAAAUGCUAUCAGAUGGAUACUGGGUCCUUCUGGAACAGUUGUAACUUUCCCUAACGAGAUGGGCCUCCCAAGCAUAUUUGAGCCCAAGGCCUGCAGUUACCCACCUCCGCGUGAGAAAUGUGCUGGUCCAUCUUGUACAAAUGUGUACAGGUAUCGAGAUUCCAAAUCAAGACUUCCUCUAUGCAGCCUCCAGUGCUACAAGGAAAUACAUAAGAAGGUGGAACUUCUUGGUGCAUGUUGAUUAUGAUGCAGUAUCGAUUUUUUAUGUUUUAAAUGUGAGUGGGUACUUUUUGAGCGUUUGUCCAUCUACUAUGCAACUUUGUUUAGGAAGAUUUGAUGUCGUAGUUGAAUGUAAAAUCAUUUUGUACAGCUUUUGAACAUGAUAUAACGUCUCAGCUCCCAAAAC